AUGGGAACCAGAGCAUUAUCACAUGAAAGUAUUUUUAGCCCAGAGGGCUCAACAGGCGAUGGAGCAAUGGCAAAAGUGACAUCCGAGGAAAACCUCCCAGGAAAAGUGCGAAUCCUUCAGAAUCAACUGGCAAAAAAUAUCAAAUUUGGCCAGCACCCCCUGAUUCUCACUGGGAAAAGAAUGGAAGAUACUGGAGCCAAUUCAGAGGUUGAUCGAUUUCUUCGCAGUCCAUUGCAACAACCUGUUCUGCAGGAAAGCAAAUUACCAGCCUCAACCACUAAGUCCAAUGACCCAUCCAAUUGUCUAAGCUCCUUGAGUUUAGAUGAAACAGAAGUUGAAGCAGAAGAGCAGGUUUCAACUGUUCGAUCUUCAUGGCCCAGUAGAUCUCUGUCAUUAGUGACUUCUGGUGGGACCAUUGAAUCAAUUAACCUGGAUGCUGUUCCACAGUCUGUGAGCCGCCUGGACAACACUGCUGCGAAACAUAAACUUUCUGUCAAGCCAAGAAAUCAAAGGAUCUCAAAGAAACAUGGGAGACUUGCACAGGAAAUGCGGAGCGCGACGAUCCAUGAAUUUGACUUUGCACUGGAAGAGAAGGAGACGAUUUGUGUUGUGAAGGACCUAAAACAUUACAAAAUAGAAGAGGGAAAAGGACAAGGAGAGAAAAACCAUCUUAAAGGUGGGAAGGAAAUAUGCAGAGAUGAAACAAAGGUGCUCAAUAGGCAGGAGGCAGAACAAAGCCAUUCUGAGUUGGAGGGGCAAAAGAGAUGGGAAGACAACCAACAGGAAACUGAAGAACAAAUAAUGCAAGAAGAAGAUCAGAUACAUUAUGAAAUGGAAAAGCAGAAACUAAAUGAGGAAGAAUUAAAUAGGGAAGAACAGAAAUGUGGUGAAUUAGAGGAGCAGAAAGCACAUGAGAAAGAACAAAAGUUUUAUGAAGUGGAGAAGCAAGGAAUACACGAGGAGGACCAAAAAUGUUGUGAAAUGGAGAAACAGAAGUUAUAUGAGGAAGAACUGAAAUUUCACAAAUUGGAAGACCAGAAAUUACAUAAAGAAGAAGCGAUAGGUGAAACAGAGGACGACCCACCAUUUGAGGAAGAGCAAAACUAUGAAGUAAAAGAGCAAAAGUUGGAUGAGGAAGAAGAAAAAUGUGAACCGAAGGAGCAGAAAUUAUAUGAGGAUAAAAAAAGAUACGAUGAAAUGGACAAACUGAAAAGUGAUGCAGAAAAGCAACAUCAUGAGUUGAUGGAGCUGGAAAUGAAAAAAGAGGAACAAAAAUGUUUUGAGGUAGAAGGUCUGAGGAAAGAAGACCUACAUUUCCAUGCUACUGAAAACAACCAAUUGACUGAAGAGCAAAGAAAACACAGUUUGGAAGAACAGAGACAACAGAAAGAAACAGAAAGACAGCAUGAUUUGAAGAAACAACAAAGGGAAGAACAGAGUCAAAAGGAUGUUGAGCUGUUAAAUCAAGAAACGCAACAACUCAUUGAGACACAAGAAGAGGAGCAACGCAGAGGGGAACUUAGAUGGAAGGAGGUAGACCAAAGACAAAGAAUGUCGAGUCCAUUUUCAUUCCAAGUUUCUUCAGGAGAAAAGCAAAUCAUUUUUCAGAAAGUUAAUCUGACCCCUGUGACCCAUCCAAGAGAAGCUGUUUCUUCUUUAGAUGUGAAUGAGUUACAGGCCUCUACAAAAUCAAGUAACGGCCUUUCAUCUUCAAUUUAUGUUCCUCAUACUGCCAUUUUGGUUACAGGAGCACAGCUUUGUGGUACAGCCGUUGAUCUGAAACAGAUCAAAGACACAGCUUGCAAGACUUUGCUUGGUUUUUCAGAAGAGAGAAAAACUGUUGAUUUACCACCUGUUGAAAAGCCAUCUAAAUCCAAUCAGGGUGCCAGAAGUAGAAUUGGUAAAUCCAAAUUCAAUCCAGAACCAUCAUUCGAGCAGGCAAGAUCAUCAACUUUAACUGAGUGGGCUACCAUUAGGGCUAAAAUACUUAAAAGUUCAGAUGAAAGGUUUCAAGAAAGAAGAGUACAUGGGAGAUUUAGUGAUGACUGGACUACCUUCAGAGCUUCCAGUAUGCAUAGCAGCUUGAGAAAAACUUUAUCUGCGAAUGCAAAAUUCUCCAUAACACCUGCAUGGCAGAAAUGGGCAGAUGGCAAUAAGAUCAACAAUUCUGAGAAAAUGAAUGUCUCGCACAAAGCAGAGAAACAAACUACACCAGAGGAAACUGUAUUUGCACAUAAUCGCGCAUUGGAUUUUUCUGAACCUAGUGGGCCAUUGACGUCCGAAAACAUUGCACAAGAUGCAACCAAAGACACACAAGAUGACUCACACUCAGAUAAUCACAAUAUUAAGAUAGAGGAUGUUGCCGAAGGUUACAAGUUUGCCAAAGAUCUUCCAUCGUUUCUAGUUCCAAGUCUUCCUGCUGUGCAAAGGAAAGAGCAUUCACUCCCGCAAGCUCAACCUCCAGUUAUUAACCAAGCUGCUACCAAUGUGAUCACACAAACUGAAGGUGCAAUGGAUACAUCCCCAUUUGGUAUAAAAUUACGGAGGACCCACUAUUCCCUUCGGUUCCACUAUGAACAGCAAGGAGAACAAAAACGGAAGAAACGAUAUAGUGCUGGAGACAGUAUGGAAGGAAUUCCAGUACUCCUGGCCUCAAAAGAAAAAGAAGGUGAAUCAUACACUGUUUCUGGUAAGCAAUUCUCUUAUAACAAAGAUAAUAAGGUUAGUAACAUUUUGAAAGACAGCUCAAAUAGCAUUUCAGACAUUUCACAGACUGGGAUUACGCAUCUAAGUAGUAUUGACGUGGCAAAACAUGUUAAAAAUAAACUUGCCACACGUUCAAAUGAGAAAGUUUCAUCAAGGCCACAACCAUCUCCGAAACCUGCUUUAGCACCCAAGCCUAUACGGUUCACUCCACCUCCGUCCCCUCACAAUACCUUAAACAAGAGCGCAGAUCAUAAAAACACAAAGAAUCCACUUGAUUCAAAUGUGAGAAAAGAAGACGGGAAGAAUGACACCUCAGUCCAACCAUACAGAUUAAGGAAUGAAGAAGUGGAAACAAAGGAUAUAAAAUCUUUUUUCCCAUCCAUCAACAUUCCAUGGCGAGAGAGGGCAGACAAAAAGUCAGACUCCAUUAAGAAAGAGAAACCUGUUCUUCAGAGCCGACAUUCCCUGGACAGCUCACGGCUUGUGGAUAGAGUGGAAUCUUCCCAGCCUCUAUGGAUCACCCUAGCGAUGCAGAAGCAGAAAGGAUUCCGUGAGCAGCAGGCCAGCCGAGAAGAAAGAAGACAAGCCAGAGAAGCAAAGCUAGCAGAGAAACAAACUAAGGAAAAUGUAUAUAGCCACUAUUAUUUCACUGUUUAA
Molecule: messenger RNA, 3363 nt
Organism: Rhincodon typus (whale shark)
Lineage: Eukaryota; Metazoa; Chordata; Chondrichthyes; Orectolobiformes; Rhincodontidae
Gene: cracd
Product: capping protein inhibiting regulator of actin dynamics
Exons: 6
Coding region: 1-3363 (1120 amino acids)
Biological process (GO): negative regulation of barbed-end actin filament capping; maintenance of gastrointestinal epithelium
Source: RefSeq, a predicted model, not a curated record